UUAGCGAAAUACCUAUAUCUUUGAACAAGAGUGUGAAAUACCAAUAAUUGUCCAAACAAAACGUAAACUUCCGUAAAUUUGCGGUAUGAGGGUCUUGAUAAAUACAAAGGUAACGUUUCCUAUAUUAACAAACGCAGUCGACUGAUUCAUAGCCCCAUGUCAGCGCCAGUUUAAACAAUUAUCACAUGUGUAUUUAUUUAUAACAAAAUACGCGACUAUUUGGAGAUAAUAGCUCAAACCUUCAACCGUAUAAACACUACUCAAAAAGGCACAAGUGAUUAACACCUUGAGAUUCACGUCAAAUAAAAAUUAGACGUUAUUAACUAAGUAAGUAUAUAAUCUAGAUUCUGCACGCAUGGUCUCAUAACGAAUCCAAACUUACUAGAGAAAAGAUUGUACAAAUUAUUCAACACCACAUGAUGAGGUUAUCGGUUAUGAUUGCUUUAGCGGUGUUAGAAUCAAUAGCCGCCAGACCAGAGAUAACUCGAGAUGUUAAGAUUGAAUUGCCUGGAAGUGAAAAAAUUAAUCGCCGAUCACCUCAGGAGCGAUACUAUUCACGCUACAGCCCAGCUCGAGACAAAUCAUCCGAAGAAUACUUUUAUGUUUCGAAGAGAUCACAACCAAACAACGAUGAAAGCGGUUUAGGGCUCAAUCCGCUUUUGCAUGUGAAAUCGGAACCGCUUGGAGCAGGUUCGACGCUUGAUGAACAAAAAGAGGAUCCGAUGACACCGGAGGAAACCGGAAUUGUUUAUGUUCCACUUUUCGGUGCAAAGGACAGAGAUGGCGUUAAGGGUCGGGUCAGAAGGUCUAACAAUGAUAACAAAAAAGGUGUCAUUGGAACCCCCGCCGAUUUAGAAACUGCGGAAGACAUUGUUUUCAGACCGCUGUUCAGGCAUAAGCAGCGAUUGCGACAAUCGAAUUCGGAGAGCAUUUUUGGCAGCAGAUUGGUUUUCCAAAAUCAGUACUCUUAAUUCAUCAUUGGAAGCGGGGAGGUCCAAUAAGUCUGAUUGUUAUCGAUAUGUGUAUAUAACUAUUAUGUCCAUUCUUAGUAUUUAAGUUAGUUCUUUUGUAAAGUUGACUGAAUUUAUUGUAUUGUUAAAUCUUUUUAGUUCAAUACAGAGAUGAACUGAC
Photinus pyralis (common eastern firefly) is the source of this 1131-nucleotide messenger RNA. RefSeq lists its product as uncharacterized. Bases 417 to 971 code for a protein of 184 amino acids. NCBI's taxonomy places the organism in Eukaryota, Metazoa, Arthropoda, Insecta, Coleoptera, Lampyridae. The transcript is spliced from 2 exons. The record is from RefSeq and is a predicted model, not a curated record.